Paramuricea clavata is the source of this 4356-nucleotide messenger RNA. NCBI's taxonomy places the organism in Eukaryota, Metazoa, Cnidaria, Anthozoa, Malacalcyonacea, Plexauridae. The record is from the annotation of a GenBank genome assembly.
GUUACAAGGAUGAGUUGGAUUUCCUAUCAAAGAAUAUAAGACCUCGACUUAUUGAGAUCGACACUUCCAUCAAAGAAAAGGCACAACAGGCUCGUGAGUGCAUGGAUGCAGCCAGAGAGAAGCAUGGGUAUUCAAUUGUGUACAAAAGUGCAAAGCGGAAGAGAAAAAGUGGAAAAUCAAGUAUGUCCGCACGUGCAAGUCAAGCCAAGGAUGGUGAUUAUAAAACAACUACACUGAUUAAUGAAAUCAGUGAUUCAGAUUCAGAAUCAAUGUGAGAGGAGUAAGAUUGAAAAACUGUUUGAUAUAUACAUUUGUUAAUUGUUUUGUUUGUAUUCUUGAUUCCUAUAUUAAUAUAUAAACAACUAUAUGCAUGUUCAUAUAUUUAUCUACUAUUGUUGUUGCUAUUUUAAAGUUGUUGUUGGUAUAUAAAAUGAAAAAUUAUGUCUAUUGAUAAAAACAGAGUAUAUAUAUUUAAUAUAAAAAAUAUUAUAUUCGAGCUAUUCUGAUAUCCUCACAAAAACGUUUUAAUUGUAGUAGCCAAAUUUUAAAAUUUUCAAAAUUUUAUACCCCAUUCUGCUCGCACACUGUACGCUUUAUUUCUUUGCACAUGAUGGGGGAUCCAUGCAUGAGUUCCUGAAAAUUGUGCAUGUGUCAUGUGACAAUAUACCACUUGAGAUUCGAGGAAAUUUUAAAAAUAUUAAAAGCCAAAAAGCCAGCAUCUUCUCUCUGAUGCCCACACUCUAGAUUUCAGCGGUAAUCUUUGCCAAAGCCAGGUUUGCAACCACGUCUAGCGCAUUUCACAUAUUUUUAUAUGACUCUUCUAUUAUUUAAAGUCUUUUAUUAAAGUCUUUCAAAUUGUUAUAAAAAUAGUAUUUAAUUAAAAGGUUAUAUACUAUGGAUUCAGGUUAAUUUCUUCAAAAGCCUCUGCGGAGGAGAGACUUCUGACAAUCACGAGGGUGGAAACUUGGAUGGUGUGCUCGAUAUUUUUUCGUGCGCAUUUGUCCUGCUCGAUAUUUUUUUGGGGAUUUACACAACCCCCCCCCCCCAUCAAAUAUCUAAUGGUCCGGCCCUAAUUAUAUUUAUUGUUACAAUCCAUUUAAUAAAAUGCAACAUUUUUUUGUUUUAAUGAAAAAAUCAGUUAUUUUCAUGAGAACGAUUUGUUAUUCAUCUCAAUUUUUUUAAUCUCCAAUCGCAAUAACGUAAAGUAUUAUUAUCCGCGAACCAAUGACUCAAAUUUAAGAAACAACCCACUGUUAGAAAGCUGAAUGGCUACGCUUUAAAAUGAAUGUAAACUUUAACGUUUUCGUCUAUUAUUUGUUUAGCAAUUUACAUUUCAGUCGAGGAUUGCGCUUUUAUAUAUAUAUAUAUAUAUAUAUAUAUAUAUAUAUAUAUAUAUAUAUAUAUAUAUAUAUAUAUAUAUAUAUAUAUAUAUAUAUAUAUAUCGGUGUUAUAUAGUAUCGGUGUUUGAUUUAACAUAAUGUAAAAACUAUACCAGGUAUGGCUUUCAAAUAAGUUUGUGGUAUUAAGAAAAUGCUAUCCUAAAUUUUAGUAUACAGUGCUAGAUCUUUCAUUUCAUAUUGGGCGAGAUAUAGAUGUUUUUAGCCAAAGUUCGGUUUGAAAAUUGGCGAAAAAAUCGACUAAAACGGCUUAUUAAAUUUCUUUGAAGACCUUUGCUAUUUGUUCGGGAGUAUUGAAAAUUUUAAAGAAGUUAACUUCAAUCUUGUAUUAUUUUAUGCGGCGAUUGGCCCUGGCCUCCUCGAUCUCCUGAUCUGGCGAUUUGCGACUUCUUUCUUUGGGGAUAUUUGAAGCAACAAGUCUGGAACGUCCCGCAUGAGGAGCAGCCUAGGAAUUUGAGACAGCUCCGCCAGGCAGUUAUCUUAGCUUGCCAAAGUUUAGAUGCACAAAUGAUACAAAGCGCUUUUUCUGGCAUGGUUAACAGCUAGAGCACGACGUUGUAUAGGUGUUCAAGGACAUGCUUUUUCAGAUGAAUAAAUCAUCGAAUGUGUAAAUAUUAUAAAACGUGCGUUUUGUUGACAAGAACAGCAUUAAAUUAAAUGUUAAUUUGAUAGGCCGAUUUAAUGUAAUUUUAAGCAUUUUCAAAAUUGCUUCUUCGAAAUGAAACUGUGGUAUUUCAUUCAAUAUUGCUCACAUAUCUUCAAGUCAUAUAUCAAAGUUAGGCCUUUCUGAAUUCAGAGAAGUCUAUUUGAUUGAAACUCCUUGUCCAGUUUUAACGGUAGGCCCUAUAACAAAUCAAACAGCGAUACUUUUUUUUGAGACACCCGGUAUAUAUAUAAUAUAUAUAUAUAAUAAAUUUGUAAGGAUGUGUCGGAUACUGUUUUGCCAGAUACCGGCGGAUAGUACCGGAUAGUAGUCUACCGGAUACCGGUCAGGAGACAAAGAUGACCGGAUACCGGAUAAUAACCAGAUACUCCCAUGCAAUAAUUUAUUAGAAACACAACAUUUUUAUAGCUUAAUUAACUAGUCCAAUGUGGCAAUGUGUUUAAUACACUUUUUUGUCUCUUUGACCUAUUUGUCUUUACCAAGGCCAUAUCUUAUGAUUCACCUUACAUUGUUUACUGGUAUUCAGUAUAUAAAAUUCACUGCUGUUGGCGCGCAAACGAGCAGUUCACAUCACCAUCACGAAAAGAAUAUGUCCUAAUUUCGUCGUAAUGCAGCGCAAGCUCAGUAAUUGUUCGUGAUUCACAAUUUGUAAACGCCAAGUAAACUUUUCCGUUUCAUGGUUGUAAGAAAGUAUCUUUCAGUACUAUCCGGUAAAUAACCGGCAAAUUUAUACCAGAUACCGGAUAGUGCCGGAUGUCUAAAUUUUACCCGAUAUCGGAUGCCGGUAUCCGGAUCCGGCACAUCCCUAUAAAUUUGCUUGGGAAUAUAUAAUAAACAGAAAAUUACACGGUGGCUUGAAGAUAUGACUUUUAUCUUCUCGAGUCGAGUGUUAAAAACAAUAUUUUACUCACUCGCUGCGCUCGUUCGUAAAAUAUAUUUUUCACCACUCGAAGAUAAAAGUCAUAUAUCUUCGCGCCGCCGUGUAGUAUCCUCUAUACAUAUAUUUUUUUAAUAUUAUAUAUUUUAAUAUUUUUUUAUAAAAAUAAAUUAAGCUAUAACCUAUAUGGCAUUUACGUUUCGUUUCCCACUCUUGCUUUGUUAGUCACAUGCCGUAAUAUCUAGACAUGCAGGGAAUUUUUAAGAAAAACUGGCAGGUCGGAUAACCGAAAAUGUUUCAUUUCAUUUGACUAUCGUAAAAGUUUCGUUUGACCAUUGCUUCGAGAAAAUUAGGCCCUCGUGAUUAGUUGAGUUAUUAAGCACGCGCGAAGUUGGAAGAGCACGAAGAAUGCAGGAAAGUUGGAAGAGCAGCCAUAUAAAGCCUAUCUUAUAGAGUUCGUUCAGUCUUCGUUUCUUGUUAGCUUCGCUCGUAUAGUGUUUUAAAUUUCCUUUCAAACAUGAAGUUUGCAGACCUGGCAGCAACAGAAAUUGUCCCUUUUUCAAGGGAAGAGAUUAAAUGAUAGCGCGACUGGUACUGCGAUACGGUUAAAUCAUAAAAGAACACUAACGAGUCAGCCCAAUCUAUUCAACAACGUACAAAACCUUGCUCUUGCUCAAUCAGAGGGGGGAGGGGAACCACACUCCCUGGCAAAGCUUUAAAAUUUGGGAUUCAUCAAGUCUCCCACCACAAAUCCCAAUUUCAAAUAACACUCUAUUGAUCUUCUAACCGAGCGAAUUGCCCACAAAAAAUUGUGAAUAUACACAUACAAAGCCGCUUGACCGGCCCAAACCAGACAUAGGGUCGCCAGUAUCCAUGCAGGAUUAGAAAUUGCGGCCACAAAUUGAGCUAGCUCAUCUCGGAACUGAACAUGAAUAGAAUCAAGAAUGUACAAUGCUCACGUGUACUGAACACUUAUGAAGAAAACUGCUAAAUUAUUUCAAGAUAUUAAUAAUUGCAAAGUUUAUUUAUUUGUAGAAUUUCGAGAUUAAGAGAAGGCUAAUGGACCACGUAAAAGACUAGGUGACUCAAGCAUAACUAAGAACUAUUUAAAGUUUUGAGAAAUUUUUGACUGAAUCCAAUGUCAAGCAAUCAGAUUCGUCAGGGACGUGACCAUUUCUGUGCGCAAUUUGCGGUCAUGUUUUCUAUGAUUCCAUAGAAAAGCUUCACUUGGUCAAUCAAAUCAAGGGCCUCCUUAUUCAAAUAUUAUGGAGAAACAACCAACUGAAGUUAGGCGAAAUCUAGCCCGAGAACAUCAUGACUUAGAAUGGACAAUCAAUCGACUACAAGAUGCCCUUCUUAAAGAAAUAAAAAUCCUCGAAACAGUUCUUAACAUUCAUAAAAUUGAAUCCUCUGACUGA